AUGUUAUUAGGAUUAUUAGGAUGUAUUGUUUUAUGUUUCAUGUUACCUAUUAAUAUUUUAUUAAGUGAUACAUGUAAUAAUUUAGAAAAUUAUAUAAUUGAAAGUGUUGAUUCAUAUGGUAUUAAUGCUACUUUAAAAUUUGAAGCUUCUUUUUAUAAAUAUAAUAUUUCAUUUAAUACUGAUUUACAUGGUUUAUCACAAACUUAUUUACUUGAUUGUAAAAAUGAUCAAAUUUCAGAUUUAUUAUCUUCUAUUAAAUUUAUUGUUGAUGAUUCUCCUAAUUUAGUUUCUAGUUUAAUUUCUUCAUUAGGUACAAAUGUUAAAAUUAGACCUGCUCUUGUUAAAUCUAUACAAGAUACUAUUUAUUCUUUAAUGAAUAAUUUAUAUACUAGUUUAAUGCAAGUUGCAUCUCUAGUCACUUGUAAAACUUUAAAUACUAAAUAUGGUAAUAUUAAGAAUUUAGUAUGUCAAGAUGGUUCUUAUUUCAUUUCAACAUUUUGGUUUUUAUUUGCAUUACUUACAUUUUUAAUUUUAAUUAAUAUUGCAGUGUAUAUUACCAUUUAUGUUGUAUUUAGAUAUUUCUGGUAUGAUACUAAAAUUGUUGUAAAAUCAAAUAUAUUAUCAAGUGCAGAUAGAAGUGUUAUAUUAGGAAAUGAACAUAGAAUUCAUCAUCAUCAUGUAGUUGGUCCAACACAUCAUUCACAUCACUCCCAUACAUCACAUCAAAAUAAGAAUAUUGUUAGAAGAGUACAAAAUGUCGUCAUUGAAAAGGAAUUGAGAGAUUCAACAGGUGGUAUUAUUUUAGAAGAUAUUUAA
Naegleria gruberi is the source of this 816-nucleotide messenger RNA. RefSeq lists its product as uncharacterized. The coding region runs from base 1 to 816 and encodes 271 amino acids. Gene Ontology annotation, cellular component: plasma membrane. The record is from RefSeq and is a predicted model, not a curated record. Lineage: Eukaryota; Heterolobosea; Eutetramitea; Acrasida; Naegleriidae. Gene Ontology annotation, molecular function: intracellularly calcium-gated chloride channel activity; volume-sensitive chloride channel activity. The transcript has a single exon.